UUUUUAAAAGUCGUCAUUUUCUCAGAUUUUCCUCACUGGAUCAACCCCACCUGGAGGCAGGUGGAGAUGUUUCACUGAGGAUUUUGGGUGUAAACAUUUGUUCAUAAGUCCAGCUUUUGCAUCAAUCCCUUCCCACUCAUGAUUUUGGAAACGUCUUCAUAAAUGACCUUCUCAGAGAUGCAACCCUGACUCUGUAAGUCUGGAGAACAAUAAGCAGCAAACCAGAGAGUUUAUGGAAUAAUGGAAAACCUGCAUGAACACUCUCAUGGAAACUCACCAUAACUGUAGCUGAAAUCUCACAGAUUAACUAAAACCUCAGUUUUUAACUGCAGUGUGCUCUGUGUCGCCCUCUAGCUGCUGGCUGCGUAAUGACAUCGCCUUCUACGUGGGCGUGGUGGCCUACUUCCUGCUGGUCUUCGUCCUGUGCCUGCUGGUCUUCAUCGUGGUCAUGCACCAGCUGUCCCGCAUCAAGAAGCAGAACCCGCACAACCAGGCCCCCAACAGGAGCAUGGUGACGGACAUGCGCAGCAUCGUGGGCCUGGUCCUGCUGCUCGGCCUCUCCUGGGGCUUCGCCCUGUUCGCCUGGGGCCCGCUCUACUUACCGUUCGUCUACCUGUUCUCCAUAUUCAACUCGCUCCAGGGUUUCUUUCUCUUUGUCUUCCACUGCGCCGUGAAGGAGAAUGUCCGCAGGCAGUGGAGGAUUUACCUGUGCUGUGGGAAACUGCGGCUGCUGGAGAACCAAGAUUGGAGCCGCACA
Oryzias melastigma (Indian medaka) is the source of this 757-nucleotide messenger RNA. Its product is annotated as adhesion G-protein coupled receptor G2-like. Gene Ontology annotation, biological process: adenylate cyclase-activating G protein-coupled receptor signaling pathway. Gene Ontology annotation, cellular component: membrane. NCBI's taxonomy places the organism in Eukaryota, Metazoa, Chordata, Actinopteri, Beloniformes, Adrianichthyidae. The transcript is spliced from 3 exons. Gene Ontology annotation, molecular function: G protein-coupled receptor activity. The annotation marks the transcript as partial. The record is from RefSeq and is a predicted model, not a curated record.